UUUUUACAGUUUUUUUUAGCUCAUCCUUGGCGUUGGUUUCUACUUGGUCUGUUGAUAGAUUUAGAUUUCAACUUGUGUUCUCUAGUUUAGGAUAGUCUGUUAGUCCCGAAUUGGCGUAAAUAGUCGAAAUUUCUGGUUGAUUUAUUUGUCCUCCAAUAUUUGGGAUAAUUUAGGAUGAAUAAUCGAUUUAUCUAACCUGAGGUAGCUGUUGAAUGCUCUUCUUCCCUAAUCAAAAUUUCUGGUUAAUUUGCUGUUUAUGCAAAUCAACCAGAAAUUGUAUGAAUUCUUCUCUAAGUCCCUCCAACAGAAUAGAAAUUGUAUGAAUUCUUUAUUGUGUUGUUGAAUCCUUUGUUUGUGGCUUAAAGCAAAUUUUAAGGUGAUGUUUCCUUUAGAAAUUGGCUACACGUUCACGCAAGUACACAUAGGAAAUUUCACCAAAUAGGUGCCUUCUUGAAAAGAAGUGAGUUUUGAUAUCUCAAGCUUAGAAUCCACAUAUAUAACAAUAUCGGCUGGAUGAGAAAAUGGAGUUAGAAAUUAAAGAAUCACCUGCUCUUGGAAUGUUUCUUCACGUUUUAACAUGACCAUUCCCAUGUGCUCCUUGUCAUUGGGCUUGAGGAAAUUCUUCAUUGAUUUCUUUUCUAUAGCUUGUGUUUGAGUUAGACUCUGAAAUCUACACAGAAUCCUUCCUUCUAAAGAAGCUGUGCUCAGAAAUGAAUCUGGAUCACAUUUCCAGAUUCAUGUGAUAUAUUUUAUCUUAUUCUCAUCGACCUUGAAUCUGUCAAUGGAGGAAGAAGAACAGGGCAUUUAAUGUUAAACUUAGGACACAUUUUCUGCUGGUUGAUGAUAGCUAUAGCUAGAUUGCUUACUAGACGCGACUUGGAACAUUCAGAUUAGUUAUUAAAGAAUUAUUUACCCUAAGUUUCCUUUUCCUAACAGAAGAUAUUACAACCUAGAUACUGACUUGGAACAUUUUCUCUGUGAAUCUGAAUGCUAAACUUCUUUUGAUCAGCAAAUAAUAAUCUCAAUUAACCAAAUUUAUAGGAGUACACUAUUUAAUCAAAACCAUAUUUGCAUGAUUUGAACUUUAAUCUAUUUAAGCAAUAGGGCUUCGGUAUUCAUCCCAACAAUGGUUAAUUAUCUUGCACAUCUAAUUUUUAUCUCUUCAUUUUAGUGAGAAUCAUGCUAUCAUUAUGUAAUCUCUUUGUGAAGAUAAUAAAACAAUAAUAGAAAACAAAACCUUUUUUUUUAGCGUCGUGCAUGCAUGGACGUGCAUACACACACAAGGGGGAGGCACAAACCUGAGUAGAGGAAAUAACUUCUGGUGAUAAGCUCAUAUAAAAAUGACUGCCAUAAAGUGCAGAACUAACAUCCAAUCCACUGCCAACUUUCCCUUGUGCAAUACAAUGGGCAGUUUGAGAUUAAGUAAGUCACCUUUUAUAAUUUUAAUAUCUUAUUAAAUUUUAAUUUCAAUAAAAAAUUUUUAAAAUAUUGAUUAAAUUUAUCAUAUCAUAUUUAUAGAAAUACUUUAAUUGAAAAUCAGUAUAGUCCUUUUUAUCUAUUAUAUUUCUUGAUUGUGUAUAAAAUUCUUACACGACAAAUUAAAAGAAAAUUGAGGGAGUAAAAGCCUUACCAUUAAUUACAUAAGUAGUCCUAAUAUCUGAAGUUUUUUCAUUAUCAACCCUAAACUUCUUUUUUAUUCAAAUUAUAAUCUUAGGAUUAUGUUUUUGUUUAGGAAUAAAGCCUUUUAGUGCUGAAUUUCAUGUUAAUGUUCAAAAGAAAAAGUUAAAAAUAAAGGGAAAAUUACUUUUAUGUCUCUGAGAUAUAGUAUAAUUGAUGGAUUUGUUUUUAGAACCCAACGCUUUUAUUCUUUUUAGAACCCAACGUUCUAGUCCUUGAAAUUUAAUUUCAUCGAAACUAGAGGUCCCUCUCUCAAAAAAUCCAUCAAACAAAAGAAUCUCAAACUCAAUCCCCUCUCCCAAAUUUCUCUUCUGCUGAAACCUAAACAAUCUAACUUUCCCUUCUCAAUCAGUCAACACCAUCUCCCAUCAAUUCAUCACGAUCUACUAGAUCAAUUUGUUUCCCUCUUCAAGAUCAAUUUUUCACCAUUUAAGAUCAAUUCGUCUCCCUCUUCAAGAUGUUUUUCUCCUAGAUUUCCUCUCAAAGUUAGAUCAGCUCCUCACUCAUUGAGUAUUGCAACUAUUGAGAACACGUAGAAGCAAAUCAAUGGACCAACAUCUUCAUCUGGUUUUUCUUCUUCUUCUUCAUGUGACACUACGAUCUUCGAGAUUUAAUGUUUUUUUUUUUAAUUGAUUCAUAUUUCAACCGGGAUAUUCGGGAAAUGGAAGUAGUUAACAAAUGAUUGUUGUUUCUUGAUCUUCAAACGGGUUGUGGUUUCAAUAAAUUGAGAGAUUAUAUUAAAAAAACUAGACUAUUUCUAGGAAAUUUGCAGGGGUUGAGGGACUGGGGAUUUACUGGAGAUUAUAUGUGGGUUUGAUCAAAAGGAUAUUGUUGUGAUUGACGAGAGAAAUAAUAGGCCAGCAGAGGUUGGGCAAUUUGAAAUGGGAAUUUGUAUUUUGAUUUGAGAAUGAAGAGGCAAGAGAGUCGGUGAGUGAGGGAGAAUAGAGACACUGAGAGAAGAGGAUUUGGAAAUUUGAAGAAGAUGAAGAGGAUGAAAGGUUACAAGUAAUUUUUAUCAUUGAUAAGAGUAGUUUUGGAAUUAUAUUUUAAUCUCUUUCCUUUGACCAAGCUUAUAUUAUAGACUUAAUAGAAGUAUUGGAUGAGAGGACUUUGGAUUUUGACGGAAUUAAAUUUCAGGACUAAAGUGUUAGGGUUUUAAAAAUAGAGGGACAAAUAUGUUAACUAUGCAUUUUUCCUUUUUAUUAUAAUGACUAGAUCAUUAAAAUAUAAGGGAAAUAUAUAUUUAAAAAAAAGAAAGUUCUGUAUCUUCAUCAUGUUUUGAGUAGGUUAGCUUAAUUCAUUUUAAACAUUGUCUGUGUGACUCCAUGAUGUUGGCUUAAUUCCUCAUUUUCCAGCGGUAGAAAAAAAUGGUAAUGAAUAAACAAAAGAGGAAAAAGUGAAGUUAAUCUGCAAAACCAUAUUGUGAAAGGAAAAGGCAUGUGGGAACCCAGGAGCCCUGAUCCUCUGUGAUGUUUGUUUUAUAAUCAUUAUUAUUUUUUGUGUUCCUUUGAAAUGUUCUUCUCUUCAAACUUCUCCUAAAAACUGUUUGUUACAAGGAGUGAAAUGGUGGGGAUAGGCAUGAUGGUUCAUUCCAUGUGCAAGUUCUUAAUGAAAAUCAUGUAAUGGUUAUAAUAUAUUCUUAAUUUCUCAUUCCCAUUCUUUUCAUCCCAGUAGGAAAAGUCUUCCCUGUAACCGAGGCUUCCAGAGAUUCCAUUUUCUCAGAUCUCAUAGAUUAACAGAGAAAGACGCAAUGGCUAUAGUUGCUUCUGCUCCGGGUAAGGUGUUGAUGACCGGGGGUUACCUCAUAUUGGAAAGACCCAAUGCAGGGAUUGUACUCAGCACAAAUGCUCGAUUCUAUGCCAUUGUGAAGCCUCUUUACGAUGAAAUCAAACCUGAUAGUUGGGCGUGGGCAUGGACUGAUGUGAAAUUAACAUCUCCCCAACUCUCCAGAGAAAGCUUGUACAAAUUCUCACUCAAGAAUUUCACUCUUCAGUGUGUCUCUUCUAGUGCAUCAAGGAACCCUUUUGUGGAACAAGCAGUGCAAUAUGCUGUAGCAGCUGCAUGGGCAACACGUGACAAUGACAAGAACGAGUUCUUAAACAAGCUACUCUUGCAAGGUCUUGACAUUACAAUUUUAGGUUCCAAUGACUUCUAUUCAUACCGAAAUCAGAUUGAAGCACGUGGGCUCCCUUUAACUCCAGAAGCAUUGGCUGCACUUCCACCUUUUUCCUCAAUCACCUUCAAUGUAGAGGAAUUCAAUGGACAAAACUGCAAGCCUGAGGUUGCUAAAACUGGUUUGGGUUCAUCAGCAGCAAUGACCACUGCCGUAGUUGCUGCUUUACUUCAUUACCUUGGAUCGAUUGAUCUUUCAUCCUGUUGUAAAGAGAACCAAUCUUCGAAUCUUGAUAUGGUACAUAUUAUAGCCCAAACUGCCCAUUGUAUUGCACAAGGGAAAGUUGGCAGUGGAUUUGAUGUUAGUUCUGCAGUUUAUGGCAGUCAUCGUUAUGUGCGUUUCUCACCAGAAGUUCUUUCCUCUGCUCAGGAUGCUGGGAAAGGAAUUCCAUUGCAGGAAGUCAUUUCUAACAUCCUAAAAGGAGAAUGGGACCAUGAGAGGACUACUUUUUCCUUGCCACCUUUGAUGAGCCUGCUACUGGGUGAGCCAGGAACUGGAGGAUCAUCCACUCCAUCAAUGGUAGGUGCUGUAAAGAAAUGGCAGAAAUCUGAUACUCAGAAAUCCCAAGAAAUAUACAGAAAAUUGUCACAGGCAAAUUCAGCAUUGGAAACACAACUUAAUAUUUUAAGCAAGCUUGCAGAAGACCACUGGGAUGCAUAUAAAUGUGUGAUACAUGGCUGCAGCAUGAAAAAAUCGGAGAAGUGGAUUGAGCAGUCAACUGAACCCAGUCGAGAUGCAGUUGUUAAAGCAUUAUUAGGAUCAAGAAAUGCCAUGCUUCAGAUUAGGAAUUACAUGCACCAAAUGGGUGAGGCUGCAGGUGUUCCGAUAGAGCCUGAAAUGCAGACUCGACUUUUGGAUACUACCAUGGCUAUGGAUGGAGUUCUGUUAGCUGGAGUUCCUGGGGCAGGUGGGUUUGAUGCAGUGUUUGCUAUUACCUUGGGAGACUCUAGCAACAAUGUGACAAAAGCCUGGAAUUCACUCAAUGUGCUAGCCUUGUUGGUUCGAGAAGACCCUAAUGGUGUAUUGUUAGAAAGCGUAGAUCCCAGAACCAAGGAAAUCACGUCAGCUGUUUCUGCAGUUCAUAUAUGAGCAAUGAGCGAGGCAUAUUAUUUAGUUGUUGUUGAUAAACUAUGCCCACCAUCAUAAAGUGGGAAAUCAAUUUGUCAAAGGAAUUUGUGAAUUUAUUCAUGAAGAAAAACGCUUGCUAAUCAAUAGAUUUGCUUUCUGGAAUACUGUAUGCUGUCUAAUAAAUGAUUUCUCUUGCAAAUUUUA
Molecule: messenger RNA, 5122 nt
Organism: Manihot esculenta (cassava)
Lineage: Eukaryota; Viridiplantae; Streptophyta; Magnoliopsida; Malpighiales; Euphorbiaceae
Product: phosphomevalonate kinase, peroxisomal
Exons: 12
Coding region: 3428-4939 (503 amino acids)
Biological process (GO): isopentenyl diphosphate biosynthetic process, mevalonate pathway
Cellular component (GO): peroxisome
Molecular function (GO): ATP binding; phosphomevalonate kinase activity
Source: RefSeq, a predicted model, not a curated record